This is a messenger RNA of Emiliania huxleyi CCMP1516, 2511 nucleotides long. RefSeq lists its product as hypothetical. NCBI's taxonomy places the organism in Eukaryota, Haptophyta, Isochrysidales, Noelaerhabdaceae. Bases 1 to 2511 code for a protein of 836 amino acids. The transcript is spliced from 13 exons. The record is from RefSeq and is a predicted model, not a curated record.
AUGAUGCUCAACCCAGCGUGCACCAAGUCGCUCACAUUCCGUGAGUUCGUCAACGGGCCGAACGUCUCCAAUUCGACUGCGAUAUCGAACUCCGACAACUGGACCGGUGCACCAGCCGCGGAGGACUUUGGCUCCCUCGAUGGCAUCCCUUCAUCGACGGACGCCUUCACCGCCGCCGGCCCUGGGCACGGAGCCAACGGAGCCAUCGCGCACGCCCGCAUCGUGUGCGGCUCCGAGGCCGGCCGAGCGCGGGGCGGACAGGUGAAGCCAGAGCAGAAGCGGCGGCGGUGUGUGGGGUCCGCCGACCAGUUCGCCUAUGGGUGGCAGCCACCGCCGCGUCGGGAGCGGGGUUCUCGCUCCCUCGGCGAGCUGGUGGAGGCGGAAGACGCGGCCGCCUUCGCCCUCAUAUCCGACGCCCCCUCCCCCGCUGCCGCCGCCGGCGGCGGCGGCUAUGCCGAAGGCGGGGCGGCACCGCACGGGCGGCCGGCGGCGGAGAAGUCGGAGCUCGACCUCAAGGCGGACGCCGAGGCGCGCGCUGCCGCCGACUCGCUCCGCGAGGAGGCCGUCGAGGAGCUCGACCUCGAGUGGGACGAGUCGCGCCGCGCGAUGCUCAAGAUUCUGCAGGAGAUGUGCUCGCCUCGCCACCUCUCCUUCUCGCGGCCGUUCCUGUCGCCGAGCGAGGCUGCGGCGGCCUCGCCGCCGCUGCUCACGCUGCUGCACGUGCGCGACCGCUUGCUCGCCGGCGAGCUCGGCGACAUCUUCGCCUUUGCGUGCGCGGUCCGGCACGUCUUUGCCUCGUGCUACCUCGCGCACGGAAGCCCUCUCAACGGGGGCGCUGUCGCGAGAAAGCAGGUUCGCGCCCGCGCCUCCGCCGUCGACGCGGACUGCAUCGUGCUCGGGCUGCCGCCGCCUGCGCACUCGGACGGAGGCGGCGGCGACGAGGACGGCUGCGAUGCGGAGGGGAGACGCCGCUCCUCGCGCGCUCGCAUCGAGACGCAGCCGCCGAACACCCUCGCGCUUGCGCGGCAGCGCGCGGCGGCCGACGCGGAGCGGCGCGCGGUGCGCUCGUCCGCCGAUUGCGUCGCCGCCGGCCAGUUCCUUGCCUCGUUUGGCGACCACCUCGGCUUGCCGCCCUUCUGUUUGCCUGAGCUCGAGGUCGGCCUCGCAUGCCUGCCGCGCGUCUCUGCGUACCUGCUGCACGCGUGUGCCGCCCUCCUCCGCCUAGCGCGGCUGCCGCUCUCGCACAGCGUCGACGGCGAGAUCGAGCCGAGAUCGAGCCGAGAUCGAGCCGAGAUCGAGUUGAUCUCGAGAGAGGGCGCAGGCUCGCGCGCGGCGUCGGUCGAGGAGGUGCUGGCGGGCGCACUCUGCUACUGGGACGGGCAGAUGGCACUCGCACGGCGACUCGACGAGUCGGACGAGGCCAUCCCGGAGCAGCUCGAGCCGCGCGAGGGGCAGAGCGGGCUCGCCGGCGCGCUGCUACACGCCCUCUGCCACGCGGCGCUGCUCGAGCAGCGCUCCAUCGUCUCCGAGGCGGCGAGGCAGGAGGGCGCGAGUGCGGCGGCGCAGGGCGGGGGCCGCGCGCGCUUUCUCGGCCGCGACGCGGCGGGCGCGCACUAUUUCCACUUUUCUCCUCUCGAGGAGCGCGUCUACCGGCUGGUGCCCGAUCCGCGGGGCGAGGCGUCGGUGCUCGAGCGCGCGGCGGUCACCGAGGGGGAGCACAUCGAGGUGGAGGUGUUCAGCGAGCGCCAGUGCGGCAAGGAGUGGCGGCUGCCUCCUAAGGGGCGCGGCAAGGCGGCGGCUCAAAAGGGCGGCGCGGGCGGCGGCGCCAAGGCCAAGGCCGCCCCCCCGCCUCCAAAGCCUCCGCCCCCAGCCGGCCGACGAUCGGCGCGGGGGGAGGCGGCGGCGGCGGCGGCGGCGGAGGUUGUGGCGGCGGCGGAGGCGGCGGCGGCGGAGGCAGCGGCGGCGGAGGCGGCGGCAGAGACGGCGGCGGCGGCGGCGGACGCCUCGGGCGAUGGGGUGACUUUGCAGGCUCCGCCGGCUGCUUCGGCCGCCGGCCCUUCCUUCUCGCUGGUGGACGUGCCGGCGCUGCUCGCUCGGAUCGGGAAGCCCCCCGAGGGGAAGGCGGGCAGAGGGCGCGGCAAGGCGGCGCCCGGGCGCGACAAGCGCGACGACGCGCUCUACCUCGCACUCGAGCCGGCUGCGGCUGCCGCGCAGCGGUCCUGGUCGGGCGCGGCGCAGCGGCUCAAGAAGGAGGAGGAGGGAGGGGCGGACAGUGGCGCGGUCGUGCAGCUGGGGAGCGCGCGCGAGGUCGACACCUUCGAGAGGCGCAUGGUCGCUUGGCUCGAGGGGGCGCGCGACCGGGCGGAGGCCAUGGACAGCGAGGCGGCGGGCGAGUCGGCGAGCGCGGAUGGCGCUGGUGUCGGCGCGAAGAUCGCCGAGGCGGCGGCGACGAGGAUCAGCGGCUGCGGCGGCGAUGCGAGCCGAGAGAGCGAGCUCGACGCCGCGCUUUGA